GGUCAGGUUUGACUGCAAUUAAAACUCCACCUCCUCGGCUCAGAUGACUAGUAGUAGGAGUCCUGUCACCACGGUAUACUACGUAGUUCCCAGCAAAUUCAGAGCUUAAGAUAUUGUCUGGGAGCCACGUCUCGGUCAAUAUUACGACAUCGUAAUCACAUUCUGCCAACGAUAGGAACAAUUCACUGACCUUGGUUCGCAGUCCGCGAACGUUUUGGUAAUAAAUUGACCUGACAUUUUUGUUGUUGUGUUGACCAAUGUCAAUCCCACUGUGGUGUAAGUUGACACCCUGUGAUCCUUCGUUGAUGGUGCUGGUGGAUGAAGGUCCAGCUGACGGGAGGAUACGCACACUAGCCUCAGGGUGGAUGACACGCACACUAGGAGCACAAGGGGCACCGGUGGCCCGCGUACUUCUACAAAACAGGCUCCUUCUAUCACUGGCACUAACGCGAUGCUGUAGCGUGCUUGUAUUUGUGGGAUGCAGUCCAGACGUAUUACUGGUACUGGGUUCUAUGGGAUUGUUUACAUCACGAGAAGGACCGGUCAGCCAGACAUCGCGGGCCGCGGAAAACGUUGUAAUUGCAGGGUGCUAUAGUAACACCAGCGGGCCAGAAGUUCAUAGAGUGAGGCUGGUGCAGAUUACGGCAUUAGGCGGUAUGUUUUUGGACGCUAUGUACCUGCCGACGUCAUCCUCCGUCGUCUCCGGAGCCAGGUUCCGUACACAAAAGCAACUGUGGCUGAACUGGAGGCCACGUCAGGGUGUCUGGUUGGUACAUCUGCUGUCCAGGAGGAUACCAAGGAACGAUCGGGUUUGGAUAUUGCCACGGAGCGAAGUAAUAACCAGGGAAGAGUGUUUGCAGCCGAUGUUGUCUGUGGAGUACUACCAGUGCUUGGAUUGGAAUUCUGCUGAGGGGCCGUUGCAUCAUAGGAUCCGCGGGCGGAUUCUGCGUCGAUGUCGAUGGGAGUUGUAUCUCGUGGACCUGGGAACUGGUGUUGCCAGGGGUUGACGUUAAAGGCAGAGGAGCAUCCUGGGCUUGAGCAUCUACAUUGCCAGGGUCGGAUUCCGAAUCAACUCCUCUUCUUUUCCGCGAUAAAGCGGAUUCGCCGUUCGCAUCUCUGCUGAAAAGACGGUCCAGCGAGGCGCUCAAGGAUUCGCGGACACGUUCAUGGACCGCCGAAAGGGACUCGUCUGGGGAAAGAUGGGCCAAACCGAGUGAAGGGCGAGUGGACAGCAUUUCGGCAUUGAUGGCGUUAGACGUGGUUAUCGUGGCGGCCAGCUCCGUAAUCAUUGACGAGAUGGCAUCUUCACGAUGAUCACGACAACCAAUACACACCCAUGAAAUGCCGUCGUUCUCCUGGCAAGCUUUGAGGAUCUGGACAUGUUGAAUACACACACACCGCCAUCGCUUGCACGCUCCGGCCACCCACAGUUGGUAGCUGGGAACACUGUUACGGCGGCAGUAGUGGUGUUAACUACGUGUGUGUUGAGAACAAAUAAAAAAUAUUUGCUACGGCCAACUGGGCCGAGACUGUUUUCUGAACUUAAUUUCAAACGAAAAAAAUCAAGCCUCUCCGAACGAAAACGAAAAAACCUCCAACGCUUCCGUAUGCAACUCAAGUGGACCGAAUUCCCCAACUCAAAGCGGGGGGGAUUCAAGGUAGAUACUUUCAAAAAUUUGCGAAAGAAAAACCAG
This is a messenger RNA of Culex pipiens pallens (northern house mosquito), 1694 nucleotides long. RefSeq lists its product as uncharacterized. Lineage: Eukaryota; Metazoa; Arthropoda; Insecta; Diptera; Culicidae. The record is from RefSeq and is a predicted model, not a curated record. Bases 258 to 1007 code for a protein of 249 amino acids. The transcript has 9 exons.